AUGAAACUGGCGCUGCGCAGAGCCGGCUGCAAGCAUUCACUCAGUCAAUUCGGGCUUUGCAAUUGGCAACCAGCAUGCAAUCAGUGUGUAGGUCGCCUCGGCAUUGGCCAUGUCUUACCGUCCUCUCGCCUCUCCAGAAAGUCCUGGGAACAAAUCUCAAGCGUGCAGCUUGUCUACACACUGUUGGCUGCGGGUGUAGGCACGUGGCCUGGACAGCUGGUGUUGGUCCUUUCUUUCGUGCUGUGCGGUUGCUGCUGGCUGUGCCUCUUGGCUGCCCAGCCCAGUUGCUUUUGCGGCAUUUGGAAGGCUCCAAGCCCAAAUGUGGCAAGCCCUGCAACAAGCAGGCAUGAAGUAAGCUGGACGUCCAAGUUUGCCUGCCCUGCCAGUCACAACAAGACCCGGGGCAAGCUUUCUUUCCCUGUUUCUAGCGAUGCAUGCCUGGCAAGCAUGGUCGCAUUGCCUUGGGCAUGGCGCCCAAUUGGCUGCAGCCUCGCCCAAUCCGAAAGCCCUUCCAAGUCUUGGAAGCCUUUGCAGGCUCUUUGUCUUCGAUCCCUCACUUGGCCCUCAGAGUUUCAAGCGAUCAUCUUGGCGCCUGAGCAUGGGCCAUUCCUGCGAUUGAAGCUGCCUUUGAGGCACCGGGCUGGAGUUGCGCUGAUGGCCAUGCAUACCCAGUCGCCCAGCAAUUUGGGCCACUGGCUCCUUGGAAUGCUGAUCCAACCGGCACAGGCAGAGUGCGAUCAACAGGUAUCAUUUUUGGAUCCUGUUCCGCACUUUGAACUUGGGCAGCUCCGGCCUCUCAGGUUAAGUUCUGACACCUGCGCAAGGUGUCUGAGACUUGAUGUAGCGCUCGCUCUGCGAACCGUUUGGCAGGCCGCCAGGUUGGGCUUCCGAGUGGGCCGAGUGGAGCGGCACGUGCUUCACUUUGUUUGCCAGUGGCAAUGGGUUCAGCGACCCAAAAGUCCAGCUUGGUGGACACUACGGCAUGCUCUAGCACCUGGUUCUCGCACGACAGCCAACUUCGUGAGGGCCACAAGUGGAGCCAGGUAUCCAAAGGACUGCUCGGCCAGGAAAGCCUUGCAAGGGCAAAUGGUACGGUGCGCGAUGGUGCGCUUACAAGGAGAGACAGAACACCCUGUGUUGAACUCCGGCAACACCAGAGUGAUGGUAGUUGUCAGGGAAGCCUGGGCUUGGUUCAAUUUUGGAGCAGCUGAAGCAGUGGCAGCACUUCACAUUCCAGGUGCAUUUGCUCAGAGGCUUGAGUUCCAGACUUGGAGCUUUGCAUGCUAUGGAUUCCGCCACGUGCGGACCGCCUGUGGCUGGCAAGCAGUAGCAUGCCUCCAAGGAAGUGCACAUAUUUUUCUUGGGCAGCUUUGUUUCGCACACUCGCUGUCCAGCCUCCAGUCGGUGUGCCAAGCAAAGGGGCGCGCGAACAUCGUGUGGGUGAAGGCCCAGCAUUUUGUGCAGGCUCAGCCUCGAACGAAAUUGAUGGCCUGUUUGUUUGCCACGCUGGCAUUGCAUCAGCAGUUGAGGUUUGCAGAGCUGUGGCAAGCCAUCCGGAGGACCGAGGUGCUAAUUCGGCGACGUCCCUUGCUUGCUGUGCUGCUGGCGCCAGCCGCCUUGAAACCGGCGGCCAAACGCUCGCAUCAAGCGAGAAUCAGGCAGGCAGAGCCUGCAGUGCGGCAGUUCUGCGAUGCCCCGCUGGCCAGCACCCGGCUUAUUCCUGCCAAGGUCUGCCUUCAUGGCAACAUGCCCAGGAUUGACAUCCACGCGGUUCUGCAAGGUGGCCUGCCUGUGGGCAGGAUGCUGCCUUCCAUCACGCUGUCAGUCCAGCAGCAGUUCUUCUUGGCCAACCAAGAGACCAAGUUCUUUGUUUGCCUCCAGCGGAUUGCACGUCGUAGUUUGCCAGCGCGUUUGAUCAGGGCCGCAGUUGCAGUCCUUCAAUUGCGGCACAGUGUGCUCCGCACAAGCUUUGUCUUGAACAAGCACGGGGGCUUUCAGCAGCAAACCGCUACGUGCUUGUUGGACGAUGCAGUUGAGGUUUGCCACGUUCAGACGGACGCUGAAGCGAUGAAGCGAGCUCAUGAGUUUGCGCACGCCCUCAUGGACUUGCAGCAGGUGCCAAUUCGUGUGCUUUGUGUAGAGAUCUGUGGGGAAAGCCCCGAGACGUCGAAGACUAUGAUAGUCCUCAAAGUGCACCACAUUGCCAUCGAUGGCAGAUCCAUGGCCAUGCUGGACGCCCAGCUGUGUGAGCUUGUAGAGCUAGGUUUGGAAAACGACGCAGGCCUUGAGGCAAAGAAGGCGAGUCGAUAUUAUUUGUGCACCCUUGUCACUUCCGAGUUGCUGCAAUUGCUGGAGUUCUUCUUUCACGGAGGUCAUUUGCCCGAAGACAUCCCGCAAUACGCGGACUACGUGACCUGGGUCCAGGAUUACAUGCGGAGCGCUGAGUAUCAGCUGGAUUUGGCGCACUGGACAGCUCAGCUGGGUUCUGUGAGCAGUUUGCCGGUGCUAUCCAUUCCUGUCGACAAGCCAAGACCGCGGCACAGUGGGCUUGAUGCUCAUGUGGGCAUCGUGGACGUGCACUUUCCAGAUGAUUUCCUGGGACGUUUCAAGUCCACCGAUGCGUUCCCAUUUGUGCUGACCAUCUUUGCUAUGGCCCUUUGCCUGUGGAGCCGGCAGGACGCAGUUGUUAUAGGGAGCCCAGUGUUUGGUGUACCUUCAGUGGAUUUUGCUCGGGUGGUUGGCUGCACUUCGCAUUUGAUCCCAUAUGUUAUCCAGAUGCCACGGCCCUUCUCCUUGCCCAAGCUGCUGCGGGCACUAUGCGACAUGGUGAGCAGUGCAAUGAAACAUGGCACGGUUCCCCUGCAAGAAUCUCCUUUGUGGCCUGGCAACACUGAUGCCAGCCAACCCCAUCCCUUGUAUCAAGUGAUUGUGACCUGGCAGCCGCGGGGUGGCUGGGCAAGAAGGGGCAAGGGCUCGGACGCAUGGGAGAUGAAGCAGUUCAUCGGCCCUUCGCCACUGAUGGCAGAUUUGGUACUCGAUGCCUAUGAGAAGGACAAAAUUAGAGAGCUGAUGGCACAAUUUGCGCAGAGCCUGGGUGAUCUCGCAUCCCUUGCAGGGCAGCAGCUUGAGGCGGCUGACGCUUGCAUUGCUGCCGCGGGCCCCUUGCAGCAGGGACAAGGAGUGAAAGAUAUGCUAGCCAAGCUGCAGGACAAGUACCUGGAUGUGAGCAGCUUUGAAGUUCAGUGGCUGUCGGCACAUCCCUCGAUGCAGAUGCGGCAGCGGUUUCAGCACAGAACGCUGGCGCUGCGCAGCUGCGGCACGCGGCCUGAGAAGGCCUUGCCGCAGCGCUCCUAUGUGGCUGAAUUCCUGGCCAGAGGCAAGAUGCAGCAGACUAGCCGAACCAGACGAGGCCUGGGCCCCUCUGUCGGGCCUGCACCGUCAAGGUGGCAGGCUGCUUUGGUAGCAGCGGGUCGGAGUCUGCGCAGGAGGGUGCCUGAUAUUGCCAGUUUCGCAGCUGCUUUGGCCGCUUGCCAAGAAGCUGCCCAGUGGCGCCAGGCAUUGCAGCUGUUUCUGCAGCUCCCAGAAGGCCGGGCGUCUGCGCGCUUGGCGGUGCUGGGCGCCUGCGAGCGUUCGGCCAUGUGGCGCCAGGCGCUGCUGCUGCGCGAUGGCAGUGAGAAGGCCAUUUGCACCAGCAUGAGCGCCUGCUCCCGGGCAUUGCAGUGGCAAAGGGCGCUGCUGCUCCUGCAGGAGGUGCCAGCGUGGCUUGAAGUGAUGCUCCGCCCUUUCGCAGGUGCGUGCCCAGCGGCUACCGGACGCGCAGACGCUGACCACUGCCAUCAGCGCCUGCGGCCGUGGUCGACGCUGGCAGAUGGCGAUAGAUCUGGCGGCGGACCUCCGAAGCCGCGGCCUCCUGGAUGCGGUGGCCCUGAGCUGUGCUGUGACAGCUCUGACCGACGCGCAGCGCUGGCGGCACGCCCUGGCUCUGGCGCCGGUUCCAUCCUCGGCGGAGCUGUGUCACGCGCUGCUCAGUGCAUUCGAGACCUCCAGUCGCUGGUGGCAGGCUGUUGCGCUGUUGCAGGAAGCUCUGGGCAGGCAGCUGUCUACAUCAGCGGUAGCACUGAACAGUGCCUGCAGUGCCUGCGAGAAGGCAAGUCAGUGGGAGCUGGCAGCCAGCCUUCUUCAAGGCCCCGUGACGCCGGAUGCCAUCACUCACAGCGCAGUUGUGGCCGCCUGCAGCCGCGCUUCGCGCUGGCGCUAUGCUCUGCCUGCGCCGGCCGGGGACCUGCCCUCGGCGGCCGCCGUUGCGGCCGCUUCGCCAGAAGCUGGCCACUUGAACUACGCGCGGCGCCUGGCAGCGCGGAAGCUGCGAAUUUGGACAUUCUCACCCGGCCGACCCGCAGCUGCAGACCAGGAGCGUUUCCAAGCGCUUUCGAUACUUCUCCAUCACGGACACCUGCAGCUGCGGUACGCACGUGCAGGUGGCACUAG
Effrenium voratum is the source of this 4488-nucleotide messenger RNA. The record is from the annotation of a GenBank genome assembly. NCBI's taxonomy places the organism in Eukaryota, Dinophyceae, Suessiales, Symbiodiniaceae.